GGCGUGGCCCGGCCGUGACGGCUCGCUGAGGCGGCUUCUCGCUCCCCUCCAAGAUGUCGGCGCUGGCUGUGGCGACCGCGGCGGCUGCCACCGCGGCCGCCGUCACCGCAGCGCGCUCCGACAGGCAGGGCAGCCCGGCUUCGUCGCGGGGCUUCUACUUCAACACGGUGCUGUCGCUCGCCCGCUCGCUCGCCGUCCAGAGACCCGCCCCGCUCGAGAAGGUCCAAAAACUUAUGUGCAUGUGCCCCGUGGAUAUCCAUGGGAUUUUUCAGCUGGACGAGCGCCGCAGAGAUGCUGUGAUUGCACUGGGAAUUUUUCUCAUAGAGUCUGACCUGCAGCACAAAGAUUCGCUCAUCCCUUACCUUCUCCGGCUACUGAGGGGCCUUCCCAAAGUGCAAUGGAUUGAAGAAAGCAAUUCGCGAAAAGGCCGAGGCACCCUUCCAGUCGCAGAAAACUUCAGCUUCUGUUUAGUGACCUUGCUGUCCGAUGUGGCCUACAGAGAUGCGUCUUUAAGAGAGCAGGUUUUGGAGCCAAUUUUACAAGUGAUGCAAGUUCUCCUAGGAAUGUGUCAAUCUCCACAGAUCCAGGAUAAAGAAUAUUUGUGCAAAUAUGCCCUGCCUUGCCUAAUCGGAAUAUCCCGAGCGUUUGGUCGCUACAGCCAUUCAGAAGAGGCUCUGCUGUCCAAGCUUUUCCCCAAAGUGUCCCCCCAUUCCCACCGGGCCUCCAGCGAACUGGACGGGAUACGGAGGCGUUCCUUCAAUGACUUCCGCUCCAUCCUUCCCAACUCUCUGCUGACCGUCUGCCAGGAAGGAUCGUUAAAGAGGAAAACCAGCAGCGUUUCCAGCAUCACACAGGUCAGCCCUAAUCGUGGGAUUCCCCCGCCCGGUUCUCCAGGAGGAACGGCUAUACAGUAUUUUGAAGCAGGUUCCUAUCUGCCGGAUGGGAGCGCUGUCGACCCCGAAUAUUAUUUCUCCACCAUCAGCUCCAGCUUCUCUGUUUCGCCCCUCUUUAACGGGAUCAGCAACAAAGAGUUUAACAUUCCGCUAGAAAUGCUUCGCCAGUUGUUGAACAUGGUCAAACAAAUAGUUGGGGAUUCUGUUCUCAAAACUCUGGAUGCAGUGGCGACUGAAGUUAUCGAGGCCAACCCGCACAUCGAGGUCUUCUACAAAAUGUUCAGCGACCCUCUGUACGUGGCCCAAUUCAAAAUGCUGAGAGACACCCUGUACCAUAUGAAAGAUCUUCCCAACUCUUUUGUGAAAGAAAUUCACGAUUUCGUGCUGGAACAAUUCAACACCAGCCAGCCGGAGCUUCAGAAACUCCUUCACGAAGUCGAUAAAUUGCACAACGAGCUGAAUCCGCUGAAAUUGCGUUGCCAGGCGAACGCCGCCUGCGUGGAUCUCAUGGUUUGGGCUGUGAAGGAUGAGCAAGGAGCAGAAAACCUCUGCAUCAGGUUGUCCGAAAAGUUGCAGUCCAAGACCUCCAGCAAAGUGAUCAUCGCCCACUUGCCUCUUCUGAUCUGCUGCUUACAGGGUCUCGGCCGCUUGUGCGAGAGGUUCCCCGUGGUGGUUCACUCGGUCAAUCCGUCUUUGCGGGAUUUCCUUGUGAUCCCUUCUCCAGUCCUGGUCAAAUUGUACAAAUAUCACAGCCAGUACCAAACAGGCACCAACGACAUCAAGAUCAGCAUAACCAACGAGCACGCCGAGUCUACCCUGAGCGUAAUGUCGGGCAAGAAAAACGAAUCCUCCAUGUACGAACAGCUCCGGGAUGUUGCGAUCGAUAACAUCUGCAGGUGUUUGAAAGCCGGUUUGACCAUCGAUCCUGUCAUCGUUGAAGCCUUCUUAGCCAGUUUAUCGAAUCGUCUCUACAUCUCCCAAGAAAGUGAUAAGGAGGCCCACCUCAUUCCAGACCACACAAUCCGUGCCCUGGGCCACAUAGCAGUGGCUCUGAGGGACACCCCCAAAGUGAUGGAGCCCAUUCUCCAGAUCUUGCAGCAGAAGUUCUGCCAGCCACCGUCUCCUCUUGACGUGCUCAUCAUCGACCAGCUGGGCUGUUUAGUUAUCACCGGAAAUCAAUAUAUUUACCAGGAGGUGUGGAAUUUGUUUCAGCAGAUCAGCGUGAAAGCAAGCUCCAUUGUAUACUCUGCGACUAAAGACUAUAAAGAUCAUGGAUACAGACACUGUUCCUUAGCUGUUAUUAAUGCCCUGGCUAACAUCGCUGCCAAUAUACAGGAUGAACACUUGGUUGACGAGUUGCUGAUGAAUUUGUUGGAACUUUUUGUGCAGCUGGGGCUGGAAGGAAAAAGGGCCAGCGAGCGAGCAAGUGAGAAAGGGCCGGCGCUGAAGGCCUCCAGCAGCGCAGGCAACCUCGGAGUGCUGAUCCCUGUUAUUGCUGUGCUCACCAGACGCUUGCCACCAAUCAAGGAAGCCAAACCACGAUUGCAAAAACUCUUCCGCGACUUCUGGCUGUAUUCGGUGCUGAUGGGAUUUGCCGUGGAAGGUUCAGGUCUUUGGCCCGAAGAAUGGUACGAGGGUGUUUGCGAGAUCGCCACCAAGUCACCCCUGCUGACUUUCCCGACCAAGGAGCCCCUUCGUUCUGUCCUUCAGUAUAACUCUGCCAUGAAAAAUGACACAGUCACCUCUGCUGAACUGAACGAAUUGAGGAGCACCAUCAUAAAUCUUCUGGACCCUCCUCCUGAAGUUUCAGCCCUGAUCAACAAGUUGGACUUUGCCAUGUCUACCUACCUGCUUUCCGUAUAUCGCCUAGAAUGCAUGAGGGUCCUACGUUCAACAGACCCAGAUCGUUUCCAAGUGAUGUUUUAUUACUUUGAGGAUAAAGCUAUCCAGAAAGACAAAUCAGGUAUGAUGCAGUGCGUGAUAGCCGUCGCCGAUAAGGUCUUCGAGGCUUUCCUUAGCAUGAUGGCAGACAAACCCAAAACGAAAGAAAAUGAAGAAGAGCUGGAAAGACACGCUCAAUUCUUGCUGGUCAACUUUAACCACAUUCAUAAGCGAAUAAGACGAGUUGCAGAUAAAUACUUAUCGGGUCUUGUAGACAAGUUUCCUCACUUACUUUGGAGCGGAACGGUGCUGAAGACUAUGUUAGAUAUCCUCCAGACCCUUUCCCUCUCUCUCAGCGCUGACAUCCAUAAGGAUCAACCGUAUUAUGACAUUCCAGAUGCCCCGUAUAGAAUUACUGUCCCUGAUACCUACGAAGCUAGAGAGAGCAUUGUUAAGGAUUUUGCUGCCCGGUGUGGCAUGAUCCUCCAAGAAGCUAUGAAAUGGGCACCUUCAGUCACCAAAUCCCACCUGCAGGAAUAUUUGAACAAGCACCAGAACUGGGUGUCAGGCCUGUCACAGCACACGGGGUUGGCCAUGGCAACCGAGAGCAUUCUCCACUUUGCAGGCUACAACAGGCAAAACACAACACUAGGGGCCACUCAAUUAACCGAAAGGCCCACCUGCGUGAAGAAAGAUUACUCCAACUUCAUGGCUUCCCUGAACCUACGCAAUCGCUACGCUGGAGAAGUUUCUGGGAUGAUUCAAUACUGCAACGCCACAGGGCGGACAUCGGACCUGAAUAAACUCAUGGUCAAGCAACUCAGCAACGCCCUGGAAGCCGGCCAAGCAGAGAACUAUACCCAGGCGAUGUUUAAGAUGACCGCUUUGUUGAUAAGCAGCAGAGAGACCGAUUCCCAGCUCCUACAUCACCUCUGCUGGGGCCCUCUGCGUAUGUUCAGCGAACUGGUCAUGCAGACUGCCCUUGCUUGCUGGGAGUGGCUGCUGGCCGCUAAGAACGGAAUAGAAGUCCCGUUCAUGAGAGAGAUGGCUGGGGCUUGGCAAAUGACCGUGGAGCAGAAAUUUGGCCUCUUCUCCACCGAGCAGAAAGAAGCCGAUCCUUUAGCCGCCUCCGAAGAAAGCCAACCGAAACCGUGUCCACCGGAGGUCACCCCACAUUACAUCUGGAUAGAAUUCUUGGUGCAGCGGUUUGAAAUUGCCAAGUACUGCAGUUCGGAUCAAGUGGAGAUCUUUGCCAGCUUACUCCAGAGGUCCCUGUCUUUGAAUAUCGGCGGAUCGAAGGGGAGCAUGAACCGCCACGUGGCAGCCCUCGGGCCCCGUUUUAAGCUGUUAACGCUGGGACUGUCUCUGCUACAUGCCGAUGUCAUCCCAAACGCAACGAUUCGCAAUGUCUUGAGGGAGAAGAUCUAUUCCACGGCUUUUGAUUACUUCAGCUCCACCCCCAAGUGUCCAACCCAAGGAGAGAAGAGGCUGCGCGAGGACAUCAUCAUCCUCAUCAAGUUUUGGACGGCAAUGUUCUCCGACAAGAAAUACUUAACGGCCAGCCAGCUUGUGCCUCCAGAUAACCAAGACACCCGGAGUAAUCUCGACAUCACUGUGGGCUCCCGACAGCAAGCUACCCAGGGAUGGAUCAACACCUACCCUUUAUCCAGCGGCAUGUCCACCAUCUCCAAAAAAUCAGGAAUGUCUAAGAAGACGAAUCGAGGGACUCAGCUCCACAAAUACUACAUGAAAAGGAGAACUUUGCUCCUCUCACUUCUGGCUACCGAGAUCGAACGCCUCAUCACUUGGUAUAAUCCUCUUUCGUCUCCGGAACUGGAGUUGGACCAGACGGGCGAGAACAGUGUUGCCAACUGGCGGUCCAAAUACAUCAGCUUGAGCGAGAAGCAGUGGAAGGAUAACGUGAACCUGGCCUGGAGCAUCUCCCCUCACCUUGCAGUGCAGCUUCCCACCAGAUUUAAAAACACGGAAGCAAUUGGGAUGGAGGUCACCCGUCUGGUUCGCUUGGACCCUGGAGCUGUGAGUGACCUGCCGGAAGCCAUCAAGUAUCUUGUUACUUGGCACACCAUCGAUGCCGAUGCUCCAGAGCUCAGCCACAUCCUGUGCUGGACCCCCACCGACCCACCGACGGGCCUCUCUUAUUUCUCCAGCAUGUAUCCUCCUCAUCCUUUGACAGCUCAAUACGGGGUGAAAGUGCUCCGAUCUUUCCCACCGGAUGCUAUUCUAUUUUACAUUCCGCAGAUUGUGCAGGCUCUUCGAUACGACAAGAUGGGUUACGUCAGGGAAUACAUCCUCUGGGCAGCUUCCAAGUCCCAGCUGCUGGCUCACCAGUUCAUUUGGAAUAUGAAGACCAACAUCUACCUGGAUGAAGAGGGACACCAGAAAGACCCUGACAUUGGGGAACUGCUGGAGCAGCUUGUCGAGGAAAUAACCGGCUCGUUGUCUGGUCCAGCAAAGGAGUUUUACCAACGGGAAUUUGACUUCUUCAACAAAAUCACCAACGUUUCCGCCAUCAUCAAGCCUUAUCCUAAAGGCGAAGAGCGAAAAAAAGCUUGUCUGAACGCUUUAUCUGAAGUAAAAGUGCAACCCGGUUGCUAUUUACCAAGCAAUCCUGAAGCUAUUGUUCUGGAUAUCGACUACAAGUCGGGAACGCCUAUGCAAAGCGCUGCCAAAGCCCCUUACUUGGCCAAGUUCAAGGUGAAGAGGUGUGGAGUGAGUGAACUUGAAAAAGAAGGCCUGCGUUGUCGUUCAGAUUCCAUAGAUGAAAGCGGAGAAGACGGGAGGGAGAGUAAGAAGAUUUGCUGGCAGGCCGCCAUCUUUAAAGUGGGCGAUGACUGCAGGCAGGACAUGUUGGCCUUGCAGAUCAUCGAUCUGUUCAAGAACAUAUUUCAACUGGUGGGCCUCGACCUUUACGUCUUUCCCUACAGAGUGGUAGCCACCGCUCCUGGGUGUGGCGUCAUCGAAUGCAUUCCAGAUUGUACUUCCCGGGAUCAGCUGGGCAGGCAGACCGACUUCGGCAUGUACGAUUACUUUACUAGGCAGUACGGAGAUGAAUCAACCCUGGCCUUCCAGAAGGCUCGCUACAACUUCAUCCGCAGUAUGGCUGCGUACAGUCUUCUGCUGUUCCUCUUGCAAAUUAAAGACAGGCAUAAUGGCAACAUCAUGCUGGACAAACAUGGACAUCUCAUUCAUAUUGACUUGGUUAUUGGACUUCAAAGAUCUACACAGGUCAACGUCUUCUGUUGUGGCUCCUGCCCCCGAACCUGGCCCCAUGCCCGAAAGUGCCUCGGAGCCGGGCCUGCUGCCAGAAAGUGACUCAGAGCUGGGCCUGCUGCAAGAAAGUGAUUUGGACAAUGAGGGAGAAGGGCCAUCAGGACUUACCUCGGAAGCACCGGCCUCCCUGGAUGAGCUCCAAGAGCCAGAAGCAGGCCAAGCGAAAGAGAUAACGAGGCCUCCUUCUCCUGACUGAUUCCGCCCCCCCAGGCCACGCCUGCAGACCCAGCUGAGAGCAAUCAGGCUUGGCUCAAUCCCAGGUUUCUUAGGCAGGAGAGAAGAGAACAACAGAAGUAGGGGAGGGGCAGGCCUAGGAAGUGCUGAGUCAUAGAGACACACCCCACAGGAUAUAAAAGGCAGCAAGAGCUGGUGUGUCUCUUUGUAUCAGGCAAAUCCACGGAUUGACAAGAGCUGAAAGUUGUGACUCACCAGCGUCUUGGUAGCCAACGAGGGCUCUUGGCAGGCGCUGGCUUUUUUGCUGCCAGAGCUGAUAAGAGCCAGCUAAUUAAGCCAUCGUUCGGACGGAGGCGAGGAGGACACAACAUC
This is a messenger RNA of Ahaetulla prasina, 6611 nucleotides long. It is a transcript of the gene PI4KA, whose product is annotated as phosphatidylinositol 4-kinase alpha. Gene Ontology annotation, biological process: phosphatidylinositol-mediated signaling; phosphatidylinositol phosphate biosynthetic process. The transcript has 52 exons. Bases 54 to 6107 code for a protein of 2017 amino acids. The record is from RefSeq and is a predicted model, not a curated record. Lineage: Eukaryota; Metazoa; Chordata; Lepidosauria; Squamata; Colubridae. Gene Ontology annotation, cellular component: cytoplasm; plasma membrane. Gene Ontology annotation, molecular function: 1-phosphatidylinositol 4-kinase activity.